AUGGGGGCGGGCAAGAGCAAGCCCAAGGAGCCAGGUCAGCGCUCACUGAGUCUCGAUGGCACCAUUGGCACGGGCUCGGACAGUGGGCACCACCACCACCUCAACUCGACCCAGCAGACCCAGACCCCCAACAGGAGUCCCGCCGUAGGGGGCGCCAGGCAUGGCCACCACCCCGGGCAUGCUCCCACCAACACCCCCGAGCUGGCGCUGUUCGGUGGAGUAGACCACACGAGCAGUAUCACCUCCCCUCACAGAGGACCACUGGCAGGAGGUGUCACUACAUUUGUGGCACUCUAUGACUAUGAAUCACGGACUGCCUCGGACCUGACCUUCAAGAAAGGCGAGCGGCUGCAGAUCAUCAACAACACGGAAGGGGACUGGUGGCUGGCUCGGUCUCUGACUACCGGAGAAAGCGGUUACAUCCCCAGCAACUAUGUGGCCCCCUCUGACUCCAUUCAAGCAGAAGAGUGGUAUUUUGGGAAAAUAACUCGGCGCGACUCAGAGAGGCUCCUUUUGAGUUUACAGAACCGACGAGGCACCUUCCUGGUCCGAGAGAGCGAGACCACCAAGGGAGCCUACUGCCUGUCCGUGUUGGACUACGACAACACCAAAGGUCUCAACGUCAAACACUACAAGAUACGCAAGCUAGACAGCGGUGGUUUCUACAUCACCUCACGCACCCAGUUCAGCAGUCUGCAGCAGCUGGUCUACCACUAUCAUAAGCAUGCAGAUGGACUGUGCCACUGUCUGACAGAGGUGUGUCCGGUGCUGAAGCCUCAGACCCAGGGCCUGGCCCGCGACGCCUGGGAGAUAUCCCGGGAGUCCCUCCACCUCGACCUCAAACUGGGCCAGGGCUGCUUCGGAGAGGUCUGGAUGGGGACAUGGAAUGGUACAACGCGGGUGGCCAUCAAGACCCUGAAGACAGGUACCAUGUCCCCAGAGGCCUUCCUCCAGGAAGCCCAGGUCAUGAAGAAGCUGAGACACGAGAAACUGGUGCAGCUCUACGCCGUGGUGUCUGAGGAACCCAUCUACAUUGUCACCGAGUACAUGAGCCAAGGUAGCCUGUUGGACUUCCUGAAAGGUGACACGGGCAAGCUGCUACGUCUUCCCCAGUUAGUGGAUAUGGCAUCUCAGAUUGCAGCAGGGAUGGCAUAUGUAGAGAGAAUGAACUACGUCCACAGAGACCUCAGGGCUGCCAACAUCCUGGUCGGGGACAACCUGGCAUGUAAAGUGGCCGACUUCGGCUUGGCCCGCCUCAUAGAGGACAACGAGUACACUGCUAGACAGGGUGCCAAGUUCCCCAUUAAGUGGACGGCACCAGAGGCUGCACUCUACGGACGCUUCACCAUCAAGUCAGAUGUCUGGUCAUUCGGGGUCCUGCUCACUGAACUGGCCACUAAAGGCAGAGUCCCAUAUCCAGGCAUGGUGAACCGGGAAGUGUUGGAUCAGGUGGAGCGUGGCUACCGGAUGCCCUGCCCUGCUGAGUGCCCAGCCUCCAUGCACGAGCUCAUGCUCACCUGCUGGAGGAAGGACGCAGAGGAGCGCCCCACCUUCGAGUACCUCCAGGGCUUCCUGGAAGACUACUUCACCUCCACCGAGCCCCAGUACCAGCCUGGGGAGAACCUAUAA
Salvelinus namaycush (lake trout) is the source of this 1629-nucleotide messenger RNA. RefSeq names its product proto-oncogene tyrosine-protein kinase Src-like. Gene Ontology annotation, cellular component: extrinsic component of cytoplasmic side of plasma membrane. Lineage: Eukaryota; Metazoa; Chordata; Actinopteri; Salmoniformes; Salmonidae. The record is from RefSeq and is a predicted model, not a curated record. The transcript is spliced from 11 exons. Gene Ontology annotation, molecular function: ATP binding; growth factor receptor binding; non-membrane spanning protein tyrosine kinase activity. The coding region runs from base 1 to 1629 and encodes 542 amino acids. Gene Ontology annotation, biological process: epidermal growth factor receptor signaling pathway; negative regulation of intrinsic apoptotic signaling pathway; negative regulation of extrinsic apoptotic signaling pathway.